UCCGCCAGCACUGUACUUUGUGUGUACCAUAAAUUAUAACAUUGAAUCAGUCUAUAUUUUAUAUCAAGGUGGACACUAAUUUUAAUUUUGAUAAAUCUACGUGUAACCGAUACUGAUAAUAUAUCAACUAUUGAUGAGAAAACUAAUUACUUGUGAAAAGGAGAGAUGACAAAGUUUAUUUUAACAUACAUAUCGAUUUGUUGACCAUUUUUGUAAAUAAGGAAUUUAAUUUUUUUUUUUUUUUUUUUUUUUUUAGUGUUAUUAUUAUUAUGUUUUUGCCCUACAACAAUGUUCUUAUUAUGCUUAGUUUAGUGAUUAUAUACUGAUUGGAAGAACAUAAUGGUGGGCAAUGUUAUCACAGGACGAGCGAUAUAUCCUUCAACAGAAUCAGGAUUUUCGCUUUAUGUUGGUUUACUAAUUGCAUCAAAGUUUUUUCGAUCUGUUGGUCUCUUCAUUGCUUAUGACCUGCUGAAACUGAUUCCAGUUGUUCCAUUUCUAUUUCUUUUGAAAGCUGGAACAUCUGUUCCACUGUUGAUACUUCAGAAACCAUUUUCGCCUGCACGGAAGUUAACAAAACAACAGUUAUUUCGUGUCAUUCGUCAUGCAUUUUUCGGCAGUGUUAUUUCCUUUCUCUGGCUGUUUGGUUUGACACUAUGUGGACCAUUAAGAACGAUACUUCUGUUUGAACACAGUGACCUGGUUAUAAUAGCAGGCUUCUCUGCACUCUUCACAAGUAAUGGAGGGGGACCUGCAAAGUUGCGCGGUGCUGUUUUUUUCAUUCUGGCAGUGCUGGCAGUCCUACUGUUCGACCAUGAUGACAAACUCCACAAUGAUCCUGACCAUCUACAUAGCACGUUCGUGUCUCACGUCUUCCACCACAUCAUCACCAACGUCGGCUGGUCGGACCACAAGGGUGGAGUUGUCCUGUUGUCUAUUACGCUUUGUUUACAAGUUGGAUUCAACUCUGCGUCAAAGAAGUUAUCGGUGGACAUCGGUGGUUCCAAGCGGCUGCACGCUCUUUCUACCAUCAUGUCCACGAUGCUUCUCUUGCCAUGGGCAGUGUUCAUCUACCUCACAAGAGAGAGUGACAUCGAGUCGUGGGUGUACAUCCUGUUCCCGCUGAUUCUCGUCAUCUUCUUCAUGUUUGUCUUCGACUACUACAUCGAGGCUGUGGCGGUGAACCACCUGCACCCCCCGAGCGUGGCCCUGGUGGGGACGUUGACGAUGCUGACGGGUGCCGUGUUCCUGUCUGCGACAUGGAACCACCCACUGAUGGCGCAGGUGACCACGCUACACAAGAUGAAAGACAUCAUCACCGAGGACCAUGUGUUGUCGGGCGGAGUCGUAUUCAGCGUCAUCAUCAUGAUGUUUAGUACGAGGUUGCUACUUGCACCAAGCCGUGGAGCUCGGGGCAGUUUCAUUGGCUACUCACCAGCAGGCCUUCCUCUCUACAGUAUAGCAGGUGAUGCCCUUCAGCGCACCACUCAUUCUGUGUUCAUGGUUCUCAAAAACGGGCUGCGGCAAAUACUCGAAGAAUCCGAUUCCAGAAAGAUAUUCUACUUCCUGUGUAUCAACUUGGCAUUUACAUUUGUGGAGUUGACGUACGGAGUGUGGACCAACAGUCUGGGUCUGAUAUCGGACGGGUUCCACAUGCUGUUCGACUGCUCGGCCUUGGUGAUGGGUCUCUAUGCUGCUGUCAUGUCCCGCUGGAAAGCAUCGAGAAUAUUUUCUUAUGGUUUUGACCGAGUGGAAGUUUUAUCUGGGUUUAUCAAUGGACUGUUCCUGAUCGUUAUUGGGAUCUUUGUCUUUGCCGAGGCCAUCGGAAGAUUGUUUGAACCUCCUGAAAUACACACUGAGCGACUGUUGACUGUUUCUGUCAUGGGUUUGCUGGUGAACCUGACAGGUAUUUUUGUCUUCAAAAGUGCCCAUGGUCAUAGUCAUGGGGGUCAUGGCCACAGUCAUGGAGGUCAUAGCACUGGAGGUCAUGGAGGUCAUAUCACUGGAGGUCAUGGUCAUAGCUCUGGAGGUCAUGGUCAUAGCACUGGAGGUCAUAGUCAUGGAGGUCAUGGACACAGUCACGGAGGUCAUGGAGAGCACAGUCUGUGGGGUGGAGAGGAACAUAGUCUCUCCCAGCCACAGGGAGGCCACAACACCAACAUGGAGGGUGUUUUUCUUCACGUUCUGGCGGACACUCUGGGUAGCGUCGGUGUCAUCAUUUCUACUCUUCUCAUAGAGAACUUUGGCUGGAACAUCGCAGAUCCGGUCUGCUCGUUAUUUAUUGCCACCAUGAUUCUGCUCAGUGUCUUUCCCCUGUUGAAGGAAACAUCCAUGGUUCUGCUUUUACGGACACCCACAGACAUGAAAAAAGACAUUUCCUUGUGUUUAGAAAAGGUAUCAUCUCUGGAAGGUGUGCUGACGUACAGGGAGCCUCAUCUAUGGUGGCACACCUCUGCUAAAGUGUUGGCAGCGCUGCAUGUUCAAGUGACGCCCGAGACAAGUGAACAGAAAAUAGUUGCUCAGAUUAGUUCUAUAUUUAAGGAAAUAGGGAUUACGAAUGUGACAGUCCAGGUAGAGAAGGAAUCUUACUUCCUGCAUCUAACAGGGCUCGGUGCCGCACCCGAUCAGAUGUUUGACUUCACACACAAUUUACAGCACCAGAACCAAAGUGAAUCGUUAUUCAGUGGAGUGAAAGCUAUUUAACAAAUUUAACUAUGUUAAAGUGUUACAGUGAAAGCUAUUUAACAAACUUUGUUACAGUGUUACAGUAAAAGCUAUUUAACAAACUUUGUUAAAGUGUUACAGCUGGAUCUAAAAUAUGCAGUCACUCUCUUGUGUGUAACAGGACAGUUGAACAGAUCUAUCAGAACUGUGAACUCUUUGCAAUGGUGUGCUGGUGUUGCUUGCUGAACAAGUUAGAAAGUUAAAGCACUCGGUGACAGAAGUGAAAGCUUUCUUUAUUUUCAGCUGCCACCAAAUAUUAGUGCUGGGAUAAAGUUGGCUUACGUUCAAAGAAAUUGUUUUUAAUUUUGUAAAUUACUUUUGUUUUUGUUUUUAAUAUUUUGGAGCUACAUUAUUUUUAAUUUUCUGAGCCUUUUUAUUUUAAUAUUUUGAGCUGUAUUUUUACUUUGCUAAUUUCAUUUUGACAAAAAUGUUUUUGAAAAUGUGAUAGAGACAAUGAUAUUGUACCAGUUACUAUCAAAGAAAAUUCCUUAUUCUGAAGCUAUGUUUGAAGAAAGAGAUUUUUAACAGAUUUGAAAGUGAUUAGCAAAAGAUAUUUGAUCAAAUGUUAUUGGUAAUAUUUGGUGAUAUGAUUUUUUUUUUUUUUUUUUUUUUUUAAACAAACAUUUAAUCCAGAGAAAGACAUUUUUGUAAGGAUAUCACAAACCUGUCUAAAUAGGAUCACUGCUGAUUUAGACAGGAUCCGGUUUUUAGAGGGUCACAUUUUAGAAUUUAGAAAAUUCAGGACCCUGAAACUUGGGCUCUUUUCACAGGAUUCCAGUUUGGUCAGGGUCCGGUUUAGGUUGCACUGUAGAUGGUAUUGACGAGAUGAAUGUUGAAGCCGCAGUAGCGUCUUUUUCGGUAUUGGACUAUUUGCAGGGAUGUGAGAGGGGCUGGAACAAAAAAGCUCACUGCUCACCUUCUUUCUGCCCAAGUCAAACAAAGGCUUUCAAAUAGCAUAUCCUGGAUAUUGGACAAAACUGGCCAAGCGCAGCGAAGCUGACAAAAUCCAGCUAAGAGAAUAUACUACAUGCGAAUACUACUUGCAAUUGUGCAAUACUACUAUCGGGUUUUUUCGUUUUUGCAUCGGGUUUUUUAAUUAUUAUUAUUAUUUUUUUAGACAAAAUGGAAAACGCAUUUAUGUGUUUCCGCGUAGCCCUCACAUCCCUGUACUUGACAGGACUAUUCUCAAAGCUUGCUGUUUGUGCCAAAAACAAAUCUUAGUAACAGUUAUGUGUAUAUAUUGUCACAUUGUGUUCCACUGGAUGAGUAGAAGUGCACAUACAUGUAUAUGUGGGACUAGUUCUGUUAGAAAAACCUCAGAGAUCCACUGCCAUAAUUAUUAAUCAAAUAUUAUAAUAAACCAACAAUAUUUUGAAAGAGGAAAUAGUAUUUAAUUCCUCUUUUGAGGUGGAAUAUGACCGGAUGUUUUCCUCAGUAUACCCAAGAAUUUUGUGACAAAUGGGUAAAUCUAGCUUUUAUUUUGGGAUGGUACCAAAGAUUUACUUACCAGAGAUCCUGCUAGUGAUGAAGGUGUACUGGCCUCUGUGGUGUCGUGGUUAGGCCGAGCGAGUUUUAAAGACAAUAGGUAGGUGUAAGACCACUACACCCUCUUCACUCUCACUAACUACUAAAAACUAAAGACUAACCCACUGUCCUGGACAGACAGCCCAGAUAGCUGGUGUGUGUGCCCAGGACAGUGUGCUUGAACCUUAAUUGGGUAUAAGCAAGAAAAUAAUUUAAAAAAAAGAAAGAUGGAGAUGAAGUUACUUCUGUCGUGAGCAAAACUCCCCAGUAUUCAAUGUCACUGAUAUAUAUAAACAAGUUCAAAAAAGAUUUUUGGUUUUCUUAUAAAUAUUUCCUACCUCUCUAUCCAUCAAAUGGCUUGUAGCCAAAGAAUGUAUCAACAUUUUCACUGAUCUAUGGGACAGGGCUCAUAUUUUCGAAGGUAUCUUAGCGCUACGAAAUCAUAAAACCAUCGUAGGGUGUGACGUCACUACAGCACAUGCCAUAGUGACAUCAUAGCUUACGAUGAUUUUACGAUUUUGUAGGCUAAGAUUGCUUCGAAAAUAUGGGCCCUGUAUUUCAAAAUGAUAGAUAGCACGAAGUUGGUUCGCGUGAUUUCUACCUAGGUGUAACCUAAUCGAUUAUUGAACUUAUAUUUUAAUGACUAUUUCCUGCCGAUACUGUUAAAUUAAGCAAAAUAAAAUACAAAAUGCAAAAUAAUUUAUUGCAAAAUAUUAGGAAACAAUUUCUUUGAUACUCGAUAAAGUGAAUUUCAGAACCUUUAACGAUUCACCAUGUAACCCAUUCGUGGUUUGCAUCAAUUUAAAGUUGCCUAACAGACAUACGGACAGAACAAUGGUUGGCUAACUGCGUGCAAUAUUUUGCCUUGCUAUACACACAAUAAGGACUUUUCAAGAAGUGAUUGUGUGGCAAGGAAAUAUUUUAAUAUAUAUAUUCACUAGCCACAAAAUAAAAUAUUUAAACCAUGUAUGUACAGAGGAUAAAAUGCAGCAAACAACUGGGCAUAAUAUAAUAAUUAUGAUGCCUCCCUUCCCCAAAUAAUCAUGCGUGUGUGUUGAAAUUAUGCAUGGGGUGGGGUCUACACUGGCCAGCAAUGUUUCUAGGGUGUUUUACAGGGUUUGACAAAUCCACUAGCUCUCCGUCUCGGUUAGUGAAUUUUUUUUUAUCUGGAUUAGAGGAAAUUAUCAACUGUAUUACUAUAAUACAUAGGGCACUAGCCAAAGCUGUGAGGGCUAGUGGAAA
Messenger RNA from Gigantopelta aegis, 5487 nucleotides. RefSeq names its product zinc transporter 5-like. Bases 340 to 2700 code for a protein of 786 amino acids. The record is from RefSeq and is a predicted model, not a curated record. The transcript is spliced from 16 exons. Gene Ontology annotation, biological process: zinc ion transport; transmembrane transport; intracellular zinc ion homeostasis. NCBI's taxonomy places the organism in Eukaryota, Metazoa, Mollusca, Gastropoda, Neomphalida, Peltospiridae. Gene Ontology annotation, molecular function: zinc ion transmembrane transporter activity. Gene Ontology annotation, cellular component: Golgi apparatus; membrane.